AUGACCCCAUGCACUCCAGCUUUACUCUUCAUCGCUGCGCUGUUCAGCUCAGUUGGAUGUCAAUUCGUCAGCGUAGCAGAUGAGUCGUGUCCCAAUGGCUGCUCCGGGAAUGGAAUUUGCGAUAAGCAACUAACCUGCCAUUGCUACGACGGCUUUUUCGGAUACGACUGCUCGCUCGAGUAUUGCCCCGUAGGCAAGAGCUGGGGAGUCAUCAGAGGAACUGACGAUGCUCACAGACCAGAGGAGUGCUCCGGACGUGGAAUUUGCCUGUACUCUAGCGGUUCAUGCAGCUGCCAGUCUGGAUUCACUGGACCUGCCUGCCAAUUCACUCAAUGUCUCGAUUCUUGUUCCAAUCACGGCAAAUGCAUCUCCAUGAAAACAUUGUCGGAGAAUGAAGUGGUUGCUCGAGAACUGUACGAUCGAGAGGCGUAUGUGUACAAUCAGAUUUGGGACUUUGAUGUGAUUCACGGCUGUCAAUGCGACGUUGGAUUCCAUGGCCCCAGUUGCUCUCUAAAGAAUUGUCCUGUUGGCGAUGACCCGCUCACGACGGGACAAGCGAAUGAGAUGCAGCUAAUCCAAUGUCUGACAACAUACCAGAAGCAAACAGUCGUAUUGCAAAUGGACGCUCCGCUCACGAAAGGCAAAUUCAUUUUGAGAUUCGGCAAGCAGUACACUCGUCCAAUUUCAUUUAAGGCACGGGCUGAUCAGGAUUCGUUUGGGCCAUCAAUCGCUACAUCUCUGUUGGCGUUACGAGGCGUGGACGCAGUUACCGUCACCCGAGCAGACCCACUACUAACUCGGACGGAGUGGACUGUAACCUUCCCGACAACCAACAUGAAGCAGCACAAUGCCCUUGUGCCAGGCUGGAGAACGGUUGAGGUCCAGCAAUUUAUAUGUGCGGCUGACUCUGGUGUGUUCGCGGUCACCUUUGGCAACGAGACCAUUCGCAAUAUUCCUAGCAACGCAGACAGCAACACAUUUGUGGCAUUUCUUUCCAAACUCUCAUUCUAUGGUCAGAUUAGUGUUUCUCUCAUGACUCAUACUGGAGCAGCUACGAAUAAUGUUUGCACAACUGGAGGCACAUUCGUGACAAUGACCUUCUCUACACUGUGGCAUCGGAUGUUGCUAGCAGAUCUUCCACCCAUGACUUUCUCCACCUUGGACUUGAAAGGUGUUCAAACUCUGUUUCUUGGCAACGCCAAUGGAUUCGUUGACGCAGAAACUAAGGAGGUUGUCAAGGGCCAUGACUCCUGUCGUGUGACAGAAGAGCAGCAAUUCCUCUGUGGAGCUACCGGUGGCAACUUUGCUCUUACCUUUGAGGACGGCACGAAGAUCACGGGACUACCUUAUAGUAUCACCGCUGAUACACUUAAAGCCACGAUUCAGACCAAAGUGUCCUACAUUGUGGAUAUCGACGUCACGUUUGCAGACGGACAAUCCACAUUCUGCAGUGAUUUUGGUACGACCAUUAUCAUCCGCUUUGUCGUGGUGAAGGCGACCAGCGGAGACGGAGAUCUCGCCGAGAUACAAGCCGACCAGACGAAUAAUGGAGGCUCGGACGGGCUUGUACACAUUGCAAAUCGUCUGCAGUUCCCAUCGAGUUUCACCGAGACCGAAAAAGGAUCUUCAUGUGAGCCACUUGAUCAGACAUUUAGUCCGGACCCAGCACGUCAAAUGCAGACACCCGUAGAGUUAGGUGGUGGUUCGCUCACGAUAACCUUCCGGGGAGCGACAACUCGCCCAAUCCCGGCUCAAUCUACAAUGCAGCAACUGAAGGUACUUUUGCUGGAGCUUCCUACAAUUCAGGGUAUUGAUGUGAGCUUUUCCGGCUACCAAAUGUGCGAGGCACCGGCAAACCUCGCGAGACUCACGUUUACCCAGAACUUUGGAAAUCUCCCAACUAUUGUAAUCCAAGACAGCGAGAUGAGUGCCGGAUCUAGCGUUGUUGUUGCUGGCGGCGGGAACGAUAUAUCGAGUAUCGUGUCUGUGGAUGGAACAAAAGAAAGCGAAGUCUGCUCAAAUCGUGGAUACUGCGAUGAGAUCGCUCUCGGCCGCUGUAUCUGCCAUACAGGCUACACCAACAGCGACGGAAACGGCAGCAUCAGUACUUUAAAGUUCAACCGCGGUGAUUGUGGCGCAACGUCACGAAUUCCGGUCGGAUGCCCUGGAGAUCUCGCGUGUAGUGGACAUGGCACAUGCUCGGGUAGUCCGUCUUAUCGCUGCUCAUGUGCAAAAGGUUGGCGUGGCGGAGAUUGCUCUGAGAGGGCCUGUCCAGUUGGGUAUUCGUGGUUCGACUACCCGAGCGAAGACAACGUUGCACACCAGUUGCGCACCGAGUGCAGUGCCGUUGGAGAUUGUGAUCGCAGCAGUGGCAAGUGCAAGUGUCAGUCCCCGUACACCGGCGGUGCCUGCGAUCUGAUGGCUUGUGGAGGCAGUGACGUUGAGUGCAAUGGCUUUACAUAUGGAGAAGACCCGAACGACGUGGCCACAUGGGACGCUCACCGCAUUCGUUCUUGCCUCUGCGAUCCCUUCUAUUUCGGCUACGAUUGUUCCCAAAAGGAGUGCCCACGCGGUGACGGCUUCAACACCGACAACGAUGAUAUCGAGCGUCAACUGAUCCAGUGCAUCGCUGACGCGGGCAGCUUCACUCUCACGUUCCGAGACGAAACCACAAAGGACAUUCCCUACAACUCAGUAGAAGCAGAUAUAAAAUCUGCAUUGGAAGAGCUAUCCACGAUAGGUGAAGUGGAAGUCGUUUUCUCAGGUGGAACUGUGGCCUGUUCCAACAGCAUAAACAUCGUCAUCAUGGUGGACUUUUUGACCGAUCUCGGAGACCUACCGUCCCUAUCAGGAUCGAAUGCAUUGCUGCAGGACCGAAUCAACGGCACCGCGAGAGAUGGAUCUGGAAGUCUUGUGGUUGUCAUGGGUGGAGAUACACUCCUGGGCGAAACGUCUGUCAAAGGAACACGGGAGAACGCCUUGUGUUCGAACCACGGCAUCUGCGACUUCACCACGGGCAUUUGCAUAUGCCAUGCGAACUACGGUGGCAGCGACGGCAAGGGGGGACCAGGAACCAUCGCUAACUGCGGCUUCCACGAGCUCAAAUACGCACGGUAA
This is a messenger RNA of Phytophthora infestans T30-4, 3117 nucleotides long. Its product is annotated as tenascin-like protein. NCBI's taxonomy places the organism in Eukaryota, Oomycota, Peronosporomycetes, Peronosporales, Peronosporaceae. The record is from RefSeq and is a predicted model, not a curated record. The coding region runs from base 1 to 3117 and encodes 1038 amino acids. The transcript is spliced from 5 exons.